CUGUCAUAACCAAGAGAGAUGACAGAGGACCCAGGAACUGUGGCUGCUACAACAACAGACUACAGUGAGUACUACGACCAAUUGGACAAAGACAUUGCAUCCCCAUGCAACAAUGACAACACAAAGGCCUUCAGCGAGGUUUUCCUUCCCACCCUGUAUAGCAUCGUUUUCAUUCUUGGCUUCAUCGGAAAUGGCCUGGUAGUGUGGGUCCUGAUCAGAUACCGUCAAAAAUCCAACAUGACAGAUGUGUGCCUCUUCAACCUAGCCCUAUCUGACCUACUAUUUCUUGCGUCACUCCCUUUUUGGGCUCACAGUGCCAUGGACGAGUGGAUUUUUGGCAAAUUCAUGUGUCAUACCAUAACAGGUCUCUUCACGAUGGGUCUGUACAGUAGCAUCUUCUUCAUGGUCCUUAUGACACUGGAUCGCUACGCUGUCAUCGUCCAUGCCCAUAGUAUCUUUUCCAGAAAUCGGUCUGCAAAAAUGGGUUUGGUUCUGGCCUCAUUUGUAUGGAUUCUCAGUCUGUUUGCAUCCCUCCCUAGUAUUAUUUUUGCCAAAGAGAAAAUGGAGGUAAGCAACAAAACAUCAUGCGGAUCUGAUUUUCCUGAAGGUACAGCCUGGAUGUCAUUUACUUAUCUUAAGAUGAACUUCCUGAGCUUGAUUUUUCCUCUGAUUAUUAUGGGCUUUUGCUAUUCCCGGAUCAUCCCUACUCUGCUCAGCAUAAAAUCACAAAAAAGGCACAAAGUCAUUAGACUCAUCCUGGCUGUGGUGGCAGUUUAUUUCGUCUUCUGGACUCCAUACAACUUUGUCAUAUUUCUUACGUUCCUGCAGAAGCAAAGUUACUUGCUUUCUUGUGAGUGGCAUACUAGUUUAAGCCUUGCCAUGCAAUGGGUGGAAACAAUCGCCUUAAGCCACUGUUGCCUUAACCCUAUCAUCUAUGCCUUUGCCGGACAGAAGUUCAGAAGAGCAGUUCUUGUAGUCUUAAAAGAGCAGUUUCCAUUGUGCUUCAGCCAGUGUACCACUUUGUCUCGACAGUUAUCUGAACGCAGGAGUUCAGUCUUCAGCAAAUCUACUGAAUAUUCCUCCACACAGAUUGCAUAGAGCAAACUUAUUAGAGCGAACUUAAAAUGAGUUAUUUUCAUUCAGAGUAGCUUACUUUUUUCUUUUUCUUUCUUUACUUUAAGUUCCCCUUUUUAAUGAAUGUAUAUUGUGUUCUUGAAAGUUGUCUUUGUUCUGUUUUUUUUAACAAUUUUGUUAACAAUAAUGAUAUAUGUUAAGUAGGAGAAUGCAGAAGUUGAAGCUGUUGCAAAUGUGCUCCUUUUUGUGCAUGUAUAUUGCUCAUAUUUUAGAUAGGCGAAUGAUACAGAUAAUUUAGAAAUGAAUGAUUUCAUCAGGAAUUUGAAAUAAACUCACUUUUAGCUUUGCAUCAAUUUUAGUCACUAGUUAGUUUUUGCAUCAGGGUUAAAAA
Molecule: messenger RNA, 1465 nt
Organism: Sinocyclocheilus grahami
Lineage: Eukaryota; Metazoa; Chordata; Actinopteri; Cypriniformes; Cyprinidae
Product: C-C chemokine receptor type 2-like
Exons: 2
Coding region: 19-1098 (359 amino acids)
Biological process (GO): G protein-coupled receptor signaling pathway; positive regulation of cytosolic calcium ion concentration; cell chemotaxis
Cellular component (GO): membrane; external side of plasma membrane
Molecular function (GO): C-C chemokine receptor activity; C-C chemokine binding
Source: RefSeq, a predicted model, not a curated record